AUGUUGUUUCAGAAUAUCCUCAUCGCCGCUUCCAUCGGCCUCGCAGCCGCAUCUCAGUCCUCGGGGCAAGGAUGUGGUCGCAAGAUCGCACCCUGUCCCGAAGAUACCACCUGCAAGCCAACUCUUGACAACUGCAAAGACCUCAACAAAUGCUCAGGCAUGUGUUACUUCAAGAACCAAUAUCAAACCUGUGGAGGCUUCCGCGCCACGCCUCCUCCGCCCUGCAAGAAGGGAACCCACUGUGUUGAUGACCCUCGAACCCCCGGGGACUGCGGCAUGGCUUGUGAUAAGCCUGGCAUCUGUGCGCCCAAGAAACCGCACACAUGCGGAGGAAUUAUCGGAAAGGAAUGCCCCAAGGGUCUGUACUGUUACGAUGAUCCGUCGGAUGAUUGUAAUCCUAAGAAGGGCGGGAAUGAUUGCUCUGGAAUUUGCCUGUAG
Molecule: messenger RNA, 438 nt
Organism: Fusarium fujikuroi IMI 58289
Lineage: Eukaryota; Fungi; Ascomycota; Sordariomycetes; Hypocreales; Nectriaceae
Exons: 1
Coding region: 1-438 (145 amino acids)
Source: RefSeq, a predicted model, not a curated record